AUGAGAUGGAUAGUAGCUCUGUUCCUUCUCACCCUCCUCAUCACCGUCCACAUAGCCCAAGCUGACGACGACAAGUCGUCUGGGGACAAAGGGCUUGGUUCUGAUUCCAAGGAUGGCAGUGAUCACAACUCACAGGGAGAUAAGGGAGGUGAUGGUGAGGAAGGCAGUAGUAACAAAGGUGAUGGCAGUAAUGGGGUUGGGCCUGUGAAGAACCCACAUUGCCAAAAGCCAGGGCGAGGUCCAGAUCCACAUGGUGACGGUCACGGGCCUCCGAAGAAAAACGACUGUGGUCAUGGCCAAGAUUCACCAUCUCCGCCUGAUGACUCGUCAGGGCCUCCCUCCUACUCAGGUACACCUCCACAGUCUUCAAGUCCCCCACCAACACCUCCACAACGAUAUCCUCCAUCUCCACAGUUCAGCCCUCCUGUGAUGCCUCCAAGCAACAAAUACCCUCCACCGCCUUCAAGUACCCCAAGCACACCCCCGACAUAUCCACCAAAUAGCCAACCACCCUCGUCGCCCUUUAGCCCUCCUACCAUGCCUCCAUACAAAUCUCCUCUGCCACAACAAUCUAGUCCUCCAGCCAAGCCUCCAACCAACAAUUCACCUCCACCACCAUUGAGUCCACCCAUUGCACCUCCAUCUUAUAGUCAACCACCUCCAAUGAAACCUAGUCCACCUCCACACCAAGCUACACCACCACAACAAUCUAGUUCCCCUCCACCGCCUUCAAGUACCCCAACCACACCUCCAAUAUAUCCACCAAAUCACCAACCACCCCCAUCACCCUCUAGCCCUCCUACCAUGCCACCACAAUCUAGUCCUCCAACCAACAAUUCGCCUCCACCACCAGCGAGUCCACCCACUGCACCUCCAACCUAUAGUCAACCACCUCCAUUGCAGCCUAGUCCACCUCCACACCAAGCUACACCACCAAAACCAUCUAGUUCCCCUCCACCACCUUCAAGUACCCCAACCACACCUCCAAUAUAUCCGCCAAACAACCAGCCACCAUUGUCGCCCUCUAGCCCUCCUACCAUGCCUUCGUACACAUCUCCCAUGCCACCACAAUCUAGUCCUCCAACCAACAAUUCGCCUCCACCACCACCGAGUCCACCCACUGCACCUCCAUCCUAUAGUCAACCACCUCCAUUGCAACCUAGUCCACAUCCACACCAAGCUACACCACCACAACCGACUAGUUCCCCUCCACCACCUUCAAGUACCCCAACCACACCUCCACCAAAUAACGAGCCACCCCCAUCGCCCUCUAGCCCUCCUACCUUGCCUCCAUACAAAUCUCCCCCACCACCACAAUCUAGCUCCCAAGCCAAUCCUCCAACCAACAAUUCUCCAUCACCACCAUUGAGUCCACCUACAACACCUCCAUCCUAUAGUCAACCACCGAAUUCCACUAUCUCACCUCCGCAACAUCCUCCACCUCCACAACAAUCUAGUCCACCUCCAUCAUCUUCAAGUACCCCUGCCACACCUCCUUCACCCUUUAGUACUCCUACCACACCACCUCAACAAUCUCAAGCGCCACCACAAUCUAGUCCACCUGCUAUGCCUCCCCCAAACAAUACACCUCUAUAUCCUUUGAGUCCUCCUAUCUCACCUCCACAGCAAUCCCCACCGCCACCACAAUCUACUCCACCUCCAGCAUCACCUAGUACCCCUCCGACACCUCCAACAUACCAACAGGAUAAUCAAUCACCUCCACCACCAUCUACUACUCCUUCUACACCUCCAUAUCAAUCUCCACCACCAAAAUCUAGCCCACCAUCUAUGCCUCCAUCCUAUACCCAACCACCUCCAUCACCACAAUCUAGUCCAUCUUCACCACCAUUAGGUACCCCAUCAGUGCCUCCAACAUAUCAACCGAAUAACCAGCCACCUCCACAGAAAUAUUCACCACCACCACAAUCUAGUCUACCUCCACCGCCAUUAAGUACCCCUACUACAUCUCCACCAUAUCAACCAAAUAACCAGCCACCUCCAUCACCCUCUAGUCCUCCUACCAUUCCUCCAACCUAUCCAGCUAAUAACAGUCCACCUCCAUCACAACCACCACCACCAUUGCUUAGCCCUCCUACCACACCUCCUACUGCACCAAGCUACAUGCAGCCUCCACCAUCACCUAGUGCUCCUACUACACCUCCAACUGACCAAGAUCAUGGCCAGACACCCCCAUCAUAUGGUGUCCCAGAUGGACCCAAAGGAUGGCAACAAAUAAACAAUUCUCAUGAUGGCUUGUUUUGGCAAAUUGGAAUAUCUAUUGUGCAACAAUUGUCAAAGGAUAACAAAUAUUAUAUUCUUGUGGAAGUUCUUCGGACAAGUAUGAUGCCUGUAGGCAUUGGUAACAACUACUUCCUGGUGAUGAAAAUGGAAGAUGAAUACAAGAAGGUCGGAAGGUACCAUGCAUUUGUGUGGGGUGUGCCACAACAACCUGAUUUUCCAUGGAAAUUGCUAUCAUUCCAGUAUGUAGGAAACUAA
Messenger RNA from Miscanthus lutarioriparius, 2496 nucleotides. The record is from the annotation of a GenBank genome assembly. NCBI's taxonomy places the organism in Eukaryota, Viridiplantae, Streptophyta, Magnoliopsida, Poales, Poaceae.